Molecule: messenger RNA, 1350 nt
Organism: Mytilus californianus (California mussel)
Lineage: Eukaryota; Metazoa; Mollusca; Bivalvia; Mytilida; Mytilidae
Exons: 9
Coding region: 1-1350 (449 amino acids)
Source: RefSeq, a predicted model, not a curated record
AUGGAUGGAACACAUGCAGUCCCCUGUAGCACUGCAGAGGUAUCAGAAAGUAAUAGUGUAAUUGAUAGUAGUGACAUUAACGGAACUGAAUGGGAUGUUUUAGAUAGGUUGGAAAUGAUGCAACCUGUGACAAGUGAGUCUGAAACUGAUGAGGAUGACCUAUUUUCCAUUGGUGAAGAGUUAAAAAUUUGGGCCAAUAAAUUUGAAAUAAAACAGAAUGCUCUUGAUGACCUUUUAAAAAUAUUAAGAGGCAAAGGUUUUGAAGAUGUGUUACCAACAUGUGCAAGGACAUUACUAAAAACGCCUCGAACAGUGUUUAAUCUCAAGAUGCCUCAUGUUGUGGUGAUUUUUGAUGAUGAAAGUGAGGUUGAAAGUGUGCCAAGUUCAUGGGUUGUCAAAGAAAAUGAUCAGGAGAGAUGCUACUGGCCGCUAAAAAAUCAGAAGAGAAAAAUCAUAAGGGAAGAAAUUCCAGACAAGAAAGUAUGGGACCUUUUUGAUUGUCGGAUAGUUGGUAAAUCAGAAUACAAAGAUUAUUCAGAUUCAGUGGUAGCAAUGAAAAAGGCUGAAGUUACAUCUAAUUUGGAGUCAUCCAAUGAAGAUUCUGAAAAAAGGAGCAGAAAAAGGCCACAUAGAUAUGCAGCCAAAGCAGAGGAAUCAAGUGAGGAUGACAAAAUGUUUGUGCAAGAAAAACAGCCAAAGUUGGUGCAGAAAAAAGAUGAGAAAAUUAACAGCCAGGAGAAGAUUCCGAAGACACCACUUUACAAAAAUGGAGAAAAAAGUGGAGAACCAAAGACAUCUAUUAAAGAACAGUUGACAGCUCAAGGAGAUCAGCAAAACUCCAAUUUAGAAAGGCAACUGCCCUCCACUUCAAGUGGUGAAGGACAAAGAUCCUCUACUUCCAGUGGUCAAACACAAAUACAGUCUACCUCCAGUGGUGAAGGAAAAAGGCCCUCUACCUCAAGUGGUGAAGGACAAGGGUCCUCUUCCUCCAGUGGUCUAUUACAAAUGCCCUCAACCUCCAGUGGUGAAGGAAAAAGACCCUCUACUUCCAGUAUUGAAAGGACACCAGACAUGGAAAACCAUGAAGAUUUACCUGUUAUAGAUCGACCUUCAAGUCGCUUGUCACACGGAGACUCUGCAGUGAUGAAGCAAAUGCAGAAAGAUGUAACUGACAUUAAGAAGGCCGUUACAACAAUUCUAAAUACUCUCAUUGUUCAAGAGGAGGUGGUUGUAGAGUCUGUAGAGGACUUUAUUCCUGAGAAAAUAAAAAAUCAAGAAAUGAUGGACCAACUGAAUGAACAAUUAGAAUCUGAUGAGGAGUUCAGGAAAAAAACUGAAUGUAUAACUUAA